Oppia nitens is the source of this 1777-nucleotide messenger RNA. Its product is annotated as tyrosine-protein kinase fyna-like. Gene Ontology annotation, molecular function: ATP binding; signaling receptor binding; non-membrane spanning protein tyrosine kinase activity. The record is from RefSeq and is a predicted model, not a curated record. Gene Ontology annotation, biological process: innate immune response; cell surface receptor protein tyrosine kinase signaling pathway; cell differentiation. The coding region runs from base 299 to 1777 and encodes 492 amino acids. Gene Ontology annotation, cellular component: extrinsic component of cytoplasmic side of plasma membrane. NCBI's taxonomy places the organism in Eukaryota, Metazoa, Arthropoda, Arachnida, Sarcoptiformes, Oppiidae. The transcript is spliced from 4 exons.
UAAAGUGGUUAAAUCUAAGAAAAACAAUAUCAAUAGUCCUCAAGACAACAAUAAUCGCAAUAAUAAUAUUAUUAGUAAUAAUAAUACUUUGAUAAAACCAAGUGACAAAAAACAAAAUCAAUGGCCAAUUAUCAAUAAACCAAAGAUAUACGGCUCAAAUGGUAGUAGUGGUAUACAACCGCCGCCCCAACAAAUCAUACGUUUGGUGUCCAAUGGCCAGCCAUCAUCGGCAAUUGUGACGCCUGGCGGCAAUAGUCCAAUACCCAACACACUUGUUGGUGGUGUCAAUACAGUAACAAUGGUCGACAAUACUACUACUACUAAUAAUAAUAUAGUGAUUGCAAUGUACGCCUAUGAGGCCGAACACGACGGCGACAUCAGCUUCGGUAAGGGCGACAAACUGGAAGUAAUUGAAAAAAGCGAUCCCGACUGGUGGACAGUUAGACGGCUGGAAACGGGCGAAAUAGGCUAUAUUCCGGCCAAUUAUGUCGCCGCCACUGUCAUUGAAUCAGAAGAUUGGUACUACGGGUGCAUUGGGAGGCGUGCGGCCGAAAAAUUAUUAUUAUAUGGGGACUAUCCUAUCGGCACUUUCCUAAUCAGACUGAGCGAACACAACACUCCCAACACAUUAAAGUCGUUUGCAUUGUCCAUACGUGACUUUGAUCCACUUGUGGUGACAAACAAACAUAAUGUUAAACACUAUCAGAUAAAAGAGUCGCCAAACGGUACGUUCACAAUGGCCAACCGUGAGUUCCGAUAUCUGCAGGAUAUCGUCAAGUUUUACAGUACACAUCCGGGCGGACUAUGUCAUCCGCUGGUCAGGCCGUGUCCCAAACCGUUACCGGGUAUACUACCGCCGGGACGUAGCGAUGAAAUCGAUCGCAAAGACUUGCGUAUUACCCGACGCUUGGGUAGCGGUAACUUUGGUACCGUAUUCUAUGGCCAGUUUCUCGGUCAGGCUGAAGUGGCCAUCAAAAAACUUAAACCGGGGACAAUGUCACCGAAGGCUUUCCUCGAAGAAGCGGUAGUCAUGAGACGCUGCCGACACGACAAACUGGUCAAACUGUAUGGUGUCUGUUCCCGAGGACAGCCGUUGCUUAUUGUUACCGAAUAUGUAUGCAAAGGAGCACUACUCGACUAUCUACGGGAAUCGCCGGAAGGCAAACAACAGAAACUGCCCGAACUGGUCGAUAUGUGCGCACAAGUAGCCAGUGGUAUGAGUUAUCUGGAGUCCAUCAAACUGGUUCAUCGUGAUUUGGCCGCCCGAAACAUACUGGUUGGCAACAACAACGAAGUCAAAGUAGCCGACUUUGGAUUGGCCCGAAUUAUCGAAGAGGAAGAAUAUCAGGCCCGACAGGGAGCCAAGUUUCCCAUCAAAUGGACGGCACCCGAGGCCGCUAUUUACGGGAAAUUCUCGACCAAAUCGGAUGUCUGGUCGUACGGUAUAUUGUUGUACGAAGUCAUCACUUAUGGACAGAUACCAUAUGCAGGUAUGCAAAAUAGAGAAGUAUUGGAAAAGGUGUCUCAACAUAAAUACCGAUUACCGAAACCGGUUAACAUUGAAUGUCCCGAUUCUUACUACGAUAUGAUGAUGAAGUGUUGGGAUGAAGUAGCAGAUAAUAGGCCAACAUUUGAAUAUUUAUAUCAUUUUUUUGAGGACUACUUUGUGGCCACUGAACGACAAUAUCAUAAGGCCGAUGAUGAUGAUGAUGACGAUGAUGAUGGCAAUGAUGGCAAUGAUGAUGAUGAUAAUACUAAUAAUAAUAUGGACGUCUAA